GAAAGACCAAAAGUUUGGGUUUUCAUUUCUCUCUCCCCUUAGCUUUCUGCUACCAAUUUCCAAUUCCGCCCUUCCUCCGCCGCACGCCAUGACGGAACCACCGCCUCUGCCCAUAACUCAACCGAUUACGCCGGCGGUGUCGCCUCAUCUCAACUAUCCGGAGUCGUUGGACUCAUCUCCGAGGUCUCGCAACACCGACACGUGGGAUGAGCCUCUUGCACCCGGCCCACUCGCCAGUCGUCUCCGUCUUAUGUGCAGCUAUGGCGGCCAUAUAGUUCCUCGUCCUCACGAUAAGACUCUUUGCUAUGUAUGUGGUGAGACUCGGAUCGUGGUUGUCGACCGCCAUACGUCUUUAUCUGACCUUACUGCGCGUUUGUCGAAGACGCUUCUCAAUGGUAGGCCGUUUACCUUGAAAUAUCAGCUUCCGAAUGAGGACUUGGAUUCUCUCAUUUCUGUUACCACCGACGAGGAUUUGGAGAAUAUGAUUGAUGAGUAUGAUCGGACGGCGAGUAAUUCGUCUAACCCUGCCGCAAAACCCUCGCGACUUAGGUUGUUUUUGUUCCCGAUUAAGCCGGAUGUUUCUCAGUCGAUCGGGCCAAUUCUUGAGAGCUCAACUAGUUCUGAUGACUGGUUUCUGAAUGCUUUGAAUGGUGCCGGUUUGCUCAAUAGAGGUUUUUCCGACUCUGCGUCGGUCAAUUGCUUGCUAGGGCUUGAUGAUGAUGUUGGUGUUAAUAACCUCGAUUCGGGUCCGAGGGAGGCGGAUGGUUCUCAGCCUGGGUCGUUUGGAAAUGGUAAGGGUGGAAAACAGGAUGUUCAUUCCGUUCCUGAUUCGCCGAUGAUCGAGACGACGUCGUCAUUUGGUUCUACCUCUUCUUCGCCUUCUCUGGCGAAUUUGCCGCCGAUUCGGGUUCACGUGGAGGAUAGUGGCAACAACGGUGGGGUUGGUGCUGGUGUAGUUCGAGUUCAAGAUCAGAAGGUGGGAAUUGAGGAGCAAUUUUCGCAGAUGAGUGUUGGUCAAAAGCAGCACGAUGAAGCUUUCGCGGCACUCUCAUCACCGCCUCCUUUGCCUACAACUAUCGUGGCUUCUGCGGCGGGCUCUGCAAUUCCUGUGAGCUCAGCUGCCGGAGUAGUUGUAGGAGAAUAUACAAAUCGGGUAAUCUCCGAUGACGAGAGAUCCGACCAUGGGGCGCCGGUCGGAUACCGGAAACCACUACCACCGCAGCCUCAGUCUCUGCCUCCCCAAUUGCAGCAGAAGUCAAGUGGACUUGUUGAUAUACCUUCCCCGGAUUCGGUGUCAAGUGAUAGUAGUUUGAACAAUCCGAUGUCUCGCUCAAAACCUGUGAUGUAUCAAGAACAAGUUGUUCAUCAAAUCCCAUCUUCAGCUGUUAGGCUUCCUGGCAGUCCAGCAGAUCCAAAAGUCAAUUUUCCGGAUCAGAAUGCUCGAGUUCAUAUUCAACAACAGGUCCAAGAACCAGGAUAUGUGUUACACUCUCAGUACGAUCAGCAUCAACACCAGCAACUUCAGCAACAGCAACCACAGCAACAACAACCACAGCAACACCCACCUCAACCACAGCAAUUCAUACAUGCUGGCGCACAUUACAUCCACCAGCACCCAUCUGGUGCAGUUCAAAUUCCUGCAUUUUUCCCUGUAUAUUCUCCUCAGCACCAUCAUCAUCCCCAUCAAAUUGAACAGCAGUAUCCAGUCUACUACCUGCCUGCUAGACAGGGCCAGGCUUAUGGCAAUUUGCCAGUACAGCAAUCUACCAUCAGCGAGUCUGCCACUGCUAUUCCUCCUGGCCGACCUCAAACUCCUCCCAACCCAACUUUGGUUACAACUGCAGCUUAUAACCACAUGAGGAAUCCCCCUAUUGCAAAAACUGAAAUGGCUGCUAAUGCAUUCAAACAGACAACUACAACUCCUCAGUCGUUAGUUCAGGUUCCCACAACUCAGCAUCAGCAACAAUAUGUUGGCUACAACCAGGGUUACUCUCAUAUUCAGCAUCCAUCCCAAUCAGUUACUCCUACAUCCGCUACUGCAAAUUAUGCCUACGAAUUUUCGGAUCCUGCUCAUUCUCAGAUAUACUAUACUCAGCCUCUUCCACCUUCUCAGUACCAAGCCAUGCCAGCAGCUGCUGUAAUGCUGCCUGAAAAUUCUGCUCAGCUUCCCACUGACAACAUCAAGCAGCAGAUGAGAACUUCGCAACCAUUAUAGUCAGUUCAGAAAGAUGAAACAAUUUUGGAAUAAAGUAUUUGGUUUUGCUUACAAUUUUCUAUUUUAUUGUCUGUCUUGUUAUUGGUAUCUAUUGGUUUGUGCAUGUAUCUGAGAUAGAGAUAAUAAGUAUUGUUGUUGUCUUCUGGUUCGUGUGUCAUAUUAUUUGUUUAUUGCCAUAGAAAAUGAAAAAGUGGUCUGGAGAUUAUAGUUAUACUGUAAAAGUUAUGAACUCAAACAAGGUGUGCUUGUGCAGUCAAUGUGUUAUAGAAUUAGCAAGAGUUUUUGCAUCAA
This is a messenger RNA of Cucumis sativus (cucumber), 2506 nucleotides long. RefSeq names its product RNA polymerase II degradation factor 1. Gene Ontology annotation, molecular function: protein binding. Lineage: Eukaryota; Viridiplantae; Streptophyta; Magnoliopsida; Cucurbitales; Cucurbitaceae. The transcript has 2 exons. The coding region runs from base 89 to 2215 and encodes 708 amino acids. The record is from RefSeq and is a predicted model, not a curated record.